Cicer arietinum (chickpea) is the source of this 1394-nucleotide messenger RNA. RefSeq names its product E3 ubiquitin-protein ligase NLA-like. The record is from RefSeq and is a predicted model, not a curated record. NCBI's taxonomy places the organism in Eukaryota, Viridiplantae, Streptophyta, Magnoliopsida, Fabales, Fabaceae.
AGUCGCAUGUACUUUACAAUUAUACCCUUUGUAUAUUUGAUUUGGCACACGAAACCGUUAACAAGUAGCGAACUGCAAGGAUUUGAGAUUAUUACGGGAAAGUAUAAUACCACAAAGUGUAACUUCAAAUUGAAUCCAAUUCUUGUUUUUAUCUUUCUUUCUAUUAAUCUCGCUUGAGUUGAGCGAUAUCCAAUCGUGCGAAAUUGUUUUGGUUGUUAAGUCCAUGUUAAUUUUUUGUACGAAAAGAUGAAAUUCUGCAAGACUUAUCAAGAGUACAUGCGUGGACAUGAGCAGAAGAUGCUCCCUGUUGUUGGCUUCAAGAAGCUCAAAAAGAUCAUGAAAAAGUGCAGACGUUCAUCUCAGUCCAGUAAUUCCUGCCCUGAUCAAUGUCCAGUGUGCGACGGGACCUUUUUCCCUUCCCUUCUUAAUGAAAUGUCAGAUAUAGUGGGAUGCUUUAAUCAGCGUGCACAAAAAUUGCUGGAGAUACAUCUUGCUUCUGGAUUUAGAAAGUACAUUCUCAUGUUCAGAGGUCAAUCAAAAAGGAAUCAUACUACUUUAAUUCAUGAAGGCAAAGAUCUAGUUACAUAUGCAUUGAUAAACGCUGUUGCAAUCCGCAAAAUACUAAAGAAAUAUGAUAAGAUUCAUUAUUCCAAGCAAGGGCAAUUAUUCAAGUCACAAGUCCAGACUAUGCACAAGGAAAUUCUUCAGAGUCCCUGGCUUAUUGAGCUUAUGGCAUUACAUAUCAACUUAAGGGAAACUAAUGUCAAGUCAAGGACACCUGCAUUAUUCGAUGGAUGUUAUCUCGCAUUUAAGGAUGGAAAACCAUCACUUACUUGUGAGCUCUUUGAUUCCAUUAAAAUUGAUAUUGACUUAACUUGCUCUAUAUGCUUGGACACGGUGUUUGAUCCAGUUUCUCUGACUUGUGGCCACGUAUUCUGCUUUAGUUGCGCAUGCUCAGCUGCAUCUGUUACUAUUGUUGAUGGACUUAAGGCAGCACAUCCUAAAGAGAAAUGUCCCUUAUGCCGAGAAGCAGGAGUUUAUGAAGAUGUUGUGCACUUGGAAGAAUUAAACAUUCUGUUAGGCCAAAGAUGCAAAGAGUACUGGGAGGAAAGACUUCAGAUGGAAAGGGUAGAGAGGGUCAAGCAAGCCAAGGAGCAUUGGGAAACACAAUGUAGAGCGUUCAUGGGCAUCUAAGCAGAGAAACAACAAUUCGGGUUCAAUUAUGUAGUUGUAGGUUGAAAAUAUCGUUAUUCACUUUGUUUAAAAUAGUAUUAGCAUUUCAAAAGAUUGUUAAUGGUAGUGGAAUUUUUGGACUCUGAAAUGUAAGAGGCUUCUACUAUGGCAUCUGUAUCUACUGAAGGCCAUUUAUUUACUGUAGAUAAAGUUUUACAAUA